Lathyrus sativus (Indian pea) is the source of this 1194-nucleotide messenger RNA. Lineage: Eukaryota; Viridiplantae; Streptophyta; Magnoliopsida; Fabales; Fabaceae. The record is from the annotation of a GenBank genome assembly.
AUGGCAAAUGCUUCUGGCUUGUUUUCUACUCCCUCGGUUCCUAACUUCACUCUAAGGGUUCGCCCUUUCUCUUCAAUUCAUCGAUUUCAAGGUUUCUCCACCAAAGUUUUUUGCUCUGGAACUAUCGAAGGAGCUCAAGACUAUGCUUCCCCAACCCAAUCUCGAAUACCCAGGCUUGUAAGUCAAGGGUGUAAGUUGGUUGGAUGUGGUUCUGCUGUGCCAGCUCUUCAGAUUUCGAACGAAGAGCUUUCAAAAAUUGUUGAUACUAAUGAUGAAUGGAUAUCUGUUCGUACCGGGAUUCGAAGACGACAUGUUCUUUCCGGUGGAGAUAGCUUGAUAACAUUAGCGGCAGAUGCGGCUAAGAAAGCGCUUGAGAUGGCAAAGGUUGAUCCGGAUGAUAUUGACCUUAUAUUGAUGUGCACGUCGACACCAGAGGAUCUUUUUGGGAGCGCUCCGCAGAUUCAAAAACAACUUGGCUGCACGAAAAACCCAUUGUCUUAUGAUAUUACGGCUGCUUGUAGUGGAUUUGUAUUGGGUUUAUUAUCAGCUGCUUGUCACAUUAGGGGGGGUGGAUUUCGUAAUGUUCUAGUUAUCGGAGCUGAUGCUCUUUCACGAUAUGUUGAUUGGACAGACAGAGGAACCUGUAUUCUUUUUGGUGAUGCUGCUGGGGCUGUAGUAGUACAGGCAUGUGACAGCGAGGAAGAUGGUUUAUUCGGUUUUGACGUGCAUAGUGAUGGUAAUGGUAUAAGACAUUUGAAUGCUGGUAUUAAAGAAAACGAGUCAAAUAACGCAUUGGAUUCAAAUGGUUCUGUGCGGAGUUUUCCUCCCAAGCAGUCGUCAUAUUCGUGCAUUCAAAUGAAUGGAAAAGAAGUCUUUCGGUUUGCUGUUCGAUGUGUGCCUCAGACGAUCGAAUCUGCCCUUGAAAAGGCUGGUCUCCCUGCGUCUAGCAUUGAUUGGUUACUUCUCCAUCAGGCAAACCAAAGGAUUAUCGAUGCAGUUGCGACACGGUUAGAAAUCCCUUCAGAACGGGUCAUAUCAAAUUUAGCUAACUACGGUAACACAAGUGCAGCUUCCAUUCCUCUGGCGUUAGAUGAAGCAGUAAGAAGUGGAAAAGUUAAAGCAGGCCAAACUAUUGCAGCUGCUGGUUUCGGCGCUGGUCUUACUUGGGGUUCGGCAAUUGUUCGUUGGGGCUGA